AUGUAGAAGAACCCUUUGUUAGAUACAUUGUUAGAGACAUGGAGGGUGUGAGGCUAGGGGAGCAACAACAUGAGGAAGUGGAGGGGGCACAUAGUACUAGUAAUUUUAGUGUGGGAAGCCUAGUUAGGCGUUUGAAUAUUGGGUUGUCGGAGACAACGCCAAUUGAUACGGGUAGGUAUGAGUGGGGAUCAAGCUUCAGGGGUGGUGAUAAUAUAAGUUUGGGCGGUAGCAAUAUGGAUGGUAAUAGCAAGGGUAGCGCUGUAAAUGUUGAACAGGGUAGUAAUGAUGCACUUUCGGGGACGCAACCCGAAACAGCAGAAGUGGUUUGUAAUGUGAAGAAGAGUAGGAGGCGGAGAUGCACAAGGGCAAGUGUGAAGCUUGGUACUGAUUUUGAUGUGCAAAUUGUUCCUAAAGUCUACCCGCAUUAUAGGUUAAGGAUUGCGAAGUUUGUUUGCAACUACUACUCUGAUGACGAUCCUGUUAUGGUGAGAUGUGGUUCAUUAUCUGCCACGGUGCGGGAUUGUAAGAGUGUUGUUUGUGUUGAUAAAGCUUGUGUUGACGCAAAUUAUGUUAGGGUUGUAGCAGCAAUGUAUACAAAGUCAUGGAGGAAGAAAUUUGUUGGUAGCGUGCGUGUUAUGAUUGACCCGAUUAUUGCUAGUGGUGUUUUGGGAGACGACACGGAGUUGCGGUGGACCUGCUGCAAUGAGUUGAAAGGGGUGCGUGCUGAAAGAAUUUUUGUGGUCUUUAUUCCAGUUCUAGAGGGAAGUCAUUGGUGGGUGUCUUGCCGUAUCUGUGAAUACAGAGGAAAUAUGGGUGAUGGAUUCACAAUGCAAGAGACCGCUUGAGGCGCAUUGUGAAGCUAUUGACAAAUGGUAAGUAAUAAAGUUAAUGUAAUGUUGAAAAUGGUGUAAUUUGUUGUUAAUGUAAUGUGUGUGGUACUGUGUUAGGUAAUGGGAGGGGACAAUUUUUUUUGUUCAUUUGAUGUAAGUUGGAUAAGUGGUGAGCUAUGCAACUGGCCCAGAAAGGCUGUGAAUAUGGCCUCUUCUCAUCAAGGAAGCGGGAUUCAUAUGCUGCUUGCUAUAAAGGGAUGUGCAGCUCGUUUGAAGUUUGAUUGUUGCUUUGGUGGGAACAUAAAGGAGGAGAGUACUUGGCUGCUAACCGAAGAUGUAUUGUCCGAUGAGAACGAGGUGAAGGAGAGUGUUAAGGAAUGCUUGACAGGGUUUGAAAGAAGGUGAAGGAAAGGUGAAUUUGGCUGCUAACAAUAUUUUGUGUAGUUUUGUAUAGGGCAAAUGGCCAUUAUAUGGCCCAUAGUUUUGUAUAUGGCCAGCCAUAUGGGCAUUGUAUGGCCCAUAGCCCAUAGUUUUGUAUAUGUCCAGCCAUAUGGGCAUUUUAUGGCCCACAGUUUUUAUAAGGGCAUAGAAUGCUAAUUAUUGUUAAAUUGGAAAAGUAACAGAAGGUUGAAAUGAA
This is a messenger RNA of Beta vulgaris subsp. vulgaris (sugar beet), 1467 nucleotides long. RefSeq lists its product as uncharacterized. The transcript has 7 exons. NCBI's taxonomy places the organism in Eukaryota, Viridiplantae, Streptophyta, Magnoliopsida, Caryophyllales, Amaranthaceae. The record is from RefSeq and is a predicted model, not a curated record. The coding region runs from base 39 to 845 and encodes 268 amino acids.